AGAUUCAAUGGGAGAUUUUAUUCACUUACAUAUAAGCAACUCCGCGAGUGAUGUUGUUUCGUACGAUCGAAAAAUUGAUCCUAAUAUUACAAUCGCUGAAUUAACAAACAUUAUUGAGUUUAUUACCGGCAUUAGUCCAUAUGGAAUGGAGGUGGAACUUUACAACGGUGACCAAUUCCUUCAGAAGAUCAUUGAUCGUGGCGUUCGAAGCGAACAUAAAUCGCUCAGAGAUUUUUUCGUCCAGGAUGGGAUGCGGCUUCACGUUAUCGGCCAUUGUACGUGGUUGGAUGAUGGCACCACCGUCGAUAAGUUCGAGCUUUCUCCCGAAGAAUACGAUAGCCGAAAGGAUAGUUUGCGCAAUUACUUGCGCCAAAACAAGCUCGGCCGAUACAGUGAGGAACGGGCGGCACAAAAGAUGGCUGCACGGGCCCAUGCCAAGGAGGAACAGCAGAAAAAGCUAAGGGAUGCAACCGUCGGCAAACGUUGCACGGUGAUGACCAAAGGUGCACCAACCCGUCUCGGUGAGAUUGCUUACCGGGGCAAGGUGGACGGAAAGCACGGCAUCUUUAUCGGAGUCAAGUUCGAUGAACCAGUGGGUGUGAACGAUGGCACCUUUGAUGGGAAGCGGUAUUUCGACUGUGGGCCAAAGUAUGGCAGCUUCGUCACACUGGACGCCGUCGAGAUAGUAAACAUUCCACCAGAGGAGAAUCUCUUUGAGGAUGAAUUGUAAGGAAUUCCAAUGUUCGACGUGCCAUUCCAUGUGCCGUAAAUCAAUAAAUAUUUAAAC
Molecule: messenger RNA, 787 nt
Organism: Anopheles funestus (African malaria mosquito)
Lineage: Eukaryota; Metazoa; Arthropoda; Insecta; Diptera; Culicidae
Product: tubulin-folding cofactor B-like
Exons: 2
Coding region: 8-730 (240 amino acids)
Biological process (GO): cytoplasmic microtubule organization
Cellular component (GO): nucleus; microtubule plus-end; cytoplasm
Molecular function (GO): microtubule plus-end binding
Source: RefSeq, a predicted model, not a curated record